UGUGGUUGGCUCAUGGCAAGUUUAUAUUUAAGCUAAAUGAUGACCUAACCAGAAUCAAUUUCAUCAUAUUUUGUUUUUAAAUGUUCACUCUCAAACAGUAGUACUUUCAUGUCCAGGACAAAACCACUGGCUUUCUAAUCUGAACUGAUUGAUUUGUUUGCGGUGUUAAGAUACAAUUUGACUAAUUAGCACAUUUCUCAGAAAAGUUUAACUAUCCAGAUUUUGGGAUGUUCAGGUCAAAGGUCACCAAGCCCAUCUGCACCAUCCCAAAAGCAAACAAAUGUGCUAACCUUGAUUAAAGUCCAGUGGGGCUAGCAUAUACACUGAAUUGCAAAAACUUACAUCAACAAAAGGCUGGUCUCUACUUAAACAGCACAACUCAGUGGAUUUGGAUCUGGAACUAUGGAUCUCUUGCACAGCUGGGGGGUCGAGCUGGCCGUGUACCUGCAAACAAACUAUCAGAGCUAUGAAGGAUUGUUUAACCUCGCGUCGUCAGUUGCAGAUUUGCACAUGACUUUUUUCUUAUUUUUCCCAAUUUGGUUUCACCUCCGACGGGACAUUGCAAUCCGCCUCCUCUGGGUGGCUGUGAUUGGGGAUUGGCUCAACCUAGUUCUGAAAUGGGUCCUGUUUGGAGAGCGGCCAUAUUGGUGGGUUAAGGAGACGCGAUUCUAUGGAACAGGUCCAGCUCCUCCUCUACGGCAGUUUCCCAUCACGUGUGAGACUGGGCCAGGAAGCCCCUCAGGUCAUGCCAUGGGUGCGGCUGGGGUCUGGUAUGUGAUGAUUACAGCUCUCCUCUCACUGGCAACUGAGAAGCAAUGUCCACCGCUGUUAUACACAUUCUUGCAGAUGGGGCUAAAUGCUAUAAUGGGGUCGUUCUUGUUGGUCGUUUGCAUGUCUCGUGUUUACAUGGCGGCUCAUUUCCCUCAUCAAGUCAUCGCUGGAGUGCUCACUGGUAUUCUUGUAGCUGAGGUCAUUUCUCAGUUCAAGUGGAUCUACCACGCCAGUCUAAAAAAAUAUCUCUUCACCACACUCUUCCUCGCCUUGUUCGUUGUGGGAUUCUACCUUCUGCUCGAAGCUCUGGGCGUGGACCUCCUCUGGACCAUGGAGAAAGCUGAAAAAUGGUGUGUCCAUGUGGAGUGGAUUCACCUGGAAACCAGCCCCUUCGCCACCCUGCUCCGUCACAUGGGAACCAUCUGUGGACUGGGAUUGGGUCUCCACUCACCCUUAAAUAAAGACACUAAAAAGAGGAGUUACACCUUCAGGAUGGGGUGUGUGGCAGCUUCAUUAGUCCUACUCUACGUUUUUGAUGGAUGGACUUUUUCCUCUGAUAACCAUAUGAGUUUUUAUUCCCUCUCGUUUGUUAAGAGUACACUGGUUAUUUUAAUUCCCACCACUAUUGUUCCUUGGGUGCUGUACAAGAUUUUUACAGCAGAAAGGGCAGACAAAAAAUUGUAAUUUCAAAUGUUCAUCUAGUUUUUAUAAUAUUAACAAAUGUCAUUUAAUGUUGAAUUUUUUUUAUCAAGUUUUAAAACGUGUUAAAAGAUGAAAUGGUCAAUGAAAUCCCUUUUUUCAUUGGAGAUAAUUGCAUUUUUUUUUUUUUUACUUCAGAUACCCUUCCCAAUCAAAAAAAUUGCAUCAGAAUA
Molecule: messenger RNA, 1643 nt
Organism: Boleophthalmus pectinirostris (great blue-spotted mudskipper)
Lineage: Eukaryota; Metazoa; Chordata; Actinopteri; Gobiiformes; Gobiidae
Gene: g6pc1a.1
Product: glucose-6-phosphatase catalytic subunit 1a, tandem duplicate 1
Exons: 5
Coding region: 403-1455 (350 amino acids)
Biological process (GO): glucose 6-phosphate metabolic process; gluconeogenesis
Cellular component (GO): membrane
Molecular function (GO): glucose-6-phosphatase activity
Source: RefSeq, a predicted model, not a curated record